Eruca vesicaria subsp. sativa (arugula) is the source of this 580-nucleotide messenger RNA. The record is from the annotation of a GenBank genome assembly. NCBI's taxonomy places the organism in Eukaryota, Viridiplantae, Streptophyta, Magnoliopsida, Brassicales, Brassicaceae.
AUGGAAGAUGAUCAUCAUUUUCAUCACCAUCAAGUAGAAGAAGACGAGAACACGAGAGACGAAGACAUGUCUUUAAGAGUAUUCUCCUGCCUCUUUUGUUCUAGAAAGUUCCAGAGUUCUCAAGCCCUAGGAGGCCACCAGAACGCCCACAAGAAGGAGAGAACCGCUGCAAGAAGAGCCAAAAGAGCUUACGAUUUCGUCAACAACAAUGACUUUCUUCACACGUUACCUCUAUUCUUAUUUUCUCCUUCUCCACACCACUUGGCCAUCUUAAGCUACCCAUCUUCUACCUCCCUUGGCUGCUUUCCUUCUCAUCCAAUCUUCAGAUCAUCCAAUGGUGCUCAUGUAGCGUUGGCUACAUCCCACCAAAGUAAGUAUGGCAAAGGAGAGUAUUAUGGUCAACAACGUGUUCAAGUUUUGGAUCAUAACAACAACGUGGUGACUAGUGAGAACUGUAAAGAUCAGUGUCUUGAUCUCUCCCUCCAUUUGUAAUCUAAGGGUUUAUUGUUAGAUCAGGGAAAAAAUAUCGACUGAAAAAAUGUGCCCACAUUAUGCAAAAAAAUAAAAAAGACAAUGUGCC